Hemiscyllium ocellatum (epaulette shark) is the source of this 9324-nucleotide messenger RNA. Its product is annotated as solute carrier organic anion transporter family member 2B1-like. Lineage: Eukaryota; Metazoa; Chordata; Chondrichthyes; Orectolobiformes; Hemiscylliidae. Gene Ontology annotation, cellular component: membrane. Gene Ontology annotation, molecular function: bile acid transmembrane transporter activity; protein binding. The coding region runs from base 119 to 2143 and encodes 674 amino acids. The transcript has 15 exons. The record is from RefSeq and is a predicted model, not a curated record. Gene Ontology annotation, biological process: transmembrane transport; bile acid and bile salt transport; sodium-independent organic anion transport.
CAUCCUGACCCUCCUCCAAAAGAUUAGCAACAAACCCGGCAGCUUCUUGUCGACUGCAACACACACGAAAAGGUUUCCCGGGGAAAGUCGACAGGAAACUAGAUACCUGACCUUGAAGAUGGGGAUGACUGGGCCUCCGACAACUGCAUCAAAGCCCAGUCACACUGAGGAACAGCCCAGAAGAUGUGCCAUUAACCCGUUUCACAGUAUAAAGUUUUUUGUGCUAUGUCACGGACUGUUACAGCUCUCCCAACUCCUGGUAUCGGGGUAUCUGAAAAGCAUUGUCUCAACCAUUGAGAAACGAUUCGGACUUUCCAGCCAGACCUCGGGAAUGCUGUCCUCUUUGAAUGAGAUCGGAAGCGCUGUGUUUAUUGUGUUUGUCAGUUACUUUGGCAGUCGGGUUCAUCGCCCCCGUCUGAUUGGCUGCGGGGGUAUCCUCGUUAGUGUUGCUGCAUUCACUAUGGCCUUGCCCCACUUCAUCAUGGAAAAAUAUACAUACGAUCGCACCACCACAAAUAAUGUUAAUAAUGUCUCUGAUAUCUGCCACUUGACGCCUCAGGACCAGAAUUUAAACAGUGAGAUUUGCAGUGUGCAGGAAAGCAGCGGUGGCUACGACAUGCUUUCACUGCUAAUAGUUGGGCAGUUACUGCUGGGAAUCGGAGGUGUUCCCAUUCAGCCGUUUGGGAUCUCGUAUGUUGAUGAUUUUGCCAGCAAUAGGAACUCACCCUUGUAUCUCGGAAUUUUGUUUGCAGUUAGUGUCCUGGGACCAGCAUUCGGCUUCGUUUUAGGAUCUGGUGUUCUCCGUCUCUACGUUGACAUUGAUAAACUGUCAGCUGCUGAUAUUGAUCUGGAGUUUGAAGACCCUCGCUGGGUGGGAGCCUGGUGGUUGGGGUUCCUCAUGGCUGCUAGUUUUGUUGGCAUGGUCUCUAUCCCAUAUUUCUUUUUCCCAAAAGAGAUGCCCAAAGAGGGCUCCCGGGAUCCCGAAGGAGAAAUCAACACAGAUAAAAAGCUGAAUGAAUUAAAAUCCAAGCAAGAGGAUGGAACACAAGGCCUAUCAUUACUCCAAUUUAUUAAGAGUUUUCCGUGUAUCUUACUGAGGACUUUGAGGAGCUCAGUUUACCUCCUCGUUGUGUUAGCUCAGGUCUGUAUGUCAGCUCUGAUGUCCGGAUUAACCGUCUUCAUUGGCAAAUUUCUGGAGCAACAGUUCACUGUGACGGCCUCGUUUGCAAAUUUACUGAUUGGAAGCAUCCAUGUCCCUGGAGCAGUUCUCGGAAUCCUAAUAGGUGGGGCCAUCAUGAGGAGGUUCCAAUUGAGUCUCAGGGGCUCAGCCAUCAUGUGCUUUGCCGCCAUCUUUGCCUCUAUCUGUGCGACUACGCCACUCUUGUUCCUCGGCUGUUCAACGCAGGUAGUUGCUGGAAUAAACGACAACCAGGGUACCUUGAAUAGGACAUCCGGCUUGGAACUGAGCUGUAAUCGAGGGUGCUCCUGUAAGGAUCAGGCCUACAAUCCAGUUUGUACAACAGAUGGCGUCGAAUUUGUGUCUCCGUGCCACGCGGGCUGCAUGUCUGCCUCCUUCGAAACUGAUGGAAAAGUUAUGAAUUAUGCCAAUUGUUCCUGUGUGUCGGCUCAAACCCUGGUGAAGCCUGGCUCCUGUGGCAAUGGGUGCUACAAGCUCCUCCUGCCUUUUAUGAUCUUCCUGACCUUGGCUGGUUUUGUAGCUACAUUUUGCCAAACACCUUCUUUCAUCUUGGUCCUGAGGUCAGUGAAGCCUGAAGAUAAAUCUUUGGCAAUUGGGAUUCAAUUCAUGCUGUUCCGAGUUCUGGCUUGGUUGCCAGGGCCAGUCCUGUAUGGAAGUGCAAUUGACACCACCUGCAUCCACUGGGAAACGAAAUGCAGCAAAAAGGCAGCCUGCAGAUACUAUAACCUCGACCUCUUCCGGGUCAGGUAUAUCGGGCUGCAAAUGCUGUUUCAAUGCAGUGCCUUUCUCCUUUUCCUGAUGGCCUAUUACUUCUUAAAGAAAGAGUCUUUAAGAAGGGAGCAACAAGCCAAGAUGACUACAACAGAUCCGAGAGUUGGGGAAGAGAGAAAAAAUCUGAUGGAACAUGAGUGUGAAACCAAAUUUCAGCUUGAAUCCAAAGCUUGAGACAUGGACUGGAGGGGAAGUGGUAAGGGCGUUAUCUAUUUCUCAUUCACGUCUGACCUCGACACAGGACGCAGGGAGAGACAAUGCAUUGCCUCUGAUGCUGGUCUUCCCUUUUUUAUCGAUUUUCACUCCUGUGUACACUGCUCUUUCUCUGGGAAGCCUCCUGGAUCUUUCCUGCCCUUGGUCACCUACUGUUGAUCAGAUGUGUGGACCAAUCUGUGACAGAAGUGUUUAUUUUACUAUUACAUGUCUUUGUACUCUCUCUCAGGAGAGGGAGCAUCCUCUUGUUCCUGUGUUCAGUUAGCUGAAGUUUUUUUUCUCUGCUUGAUCAUCUAAUGCCCCUAUCGCAAAUCCUCUUUUGGCCUUUGAGUGAAUUCUUUUCUUACAUGUGAACGGGGACCUUCAAUAUGGGGGAGAUGACAAUGUCACUGGGCUAGUGGUGCAGAGACCCAGACGGAUGCAGUGGAGACAUGAUUCAAAUCCCACUACGGCAGGUGGUGAAAUAGAAAAUCAGUGAAUACGUUCUGGAAUUGGAAGCAAGUCUCAGCAACAGUGACCAUGAAAUUAUCCAUCGAUUGUUGUGUAAACCCACCCGGUUCACUAAUGUCCUUCAGGUGAAGGCAAUCUGCCGUCCUUACCCGGUCUGGCCUAUAUGUGAGUCCAGACCCACAGCAAUGGGGUUGACUCAUAACUGCCCUCUGAAAUAGCCAAGCAAGCCAUUCAGUUCAAGGUGGCACCUCAUCACCAGUUUGCUGAGGGAUAUCAAUGUUAGCCUAGGUCAGUGUCUCCCUACUUCUGUGAAUUAUUUCAAUGGCAUUAUAAGCUACGAUUGCCUUUAGAUAAUAGCGUUACCUUAAAUGGAAGGAAUGCAGUACAAUACUGAACAGAACAAUUAGUUGUAUUCCCCAAGAGUAUUACAUGUAACUCUCUGUGUUUUUACUUAGCCUUAUGCUCAGUCAUACCCAUCUGCUAAUGAUCUACCUCUCUGUGACAUGUAUCUGCUCAGGUGUUGUAGAACAGAGAGACAUAAGGGUUCAGGAAAAUAAUCCUUUGGAAUUUGCAUCACAUGGUAGACGAGUGGUUAAGAAGUUAGUUAGCACACUUGCCUUCGUUGCUCAGAUUUUUGAGUAUAGGAGACGGGACGUAAUGUUGGGGUUGUACUGGACAUUGGCGAGACCUCUUCUGGAGUACAGUGUGCAGUUCUGGUCACCCGUUAUAGGAAGGAUAUUAUUAAACUGGAGAGGGUUCAGAAAAGGUUUCCCGUGAUGUUGCCGGGAAUGGAAGGCUUGAAUUAUUAAAAUAGGCUAGAUAGGCUGAGACCUUUUCAAUGGAGUGUAGGAGGUUGAGGGGUGAUCUGUUAGAGACUUUUAAAAUCAUGAAGGGCAGAGAUAACAUGAACUGCAAGGGUGUGGUCCCUAGGGUUGGAGAGUUCAAAACUAGGGGACAUAUUUUUAAGUGAGAGGAGAAAGCCUUUAAAAGGACAGGAGUGUAACAUCUGUUUACACAGAGAAUGGUUUGUGUGUGGAAUGAGCUGCCAGGGGAAGUGAUGGAUGCUGAUACAGUGACAACAUUUACUACGUACAUGAUUAGGAAUGGUUUGGAAGGAUAUGGGCCAAAUGCAGGCAAAUGGGACUAAUUUAGUUUAGGAAUGUGGUUAGCAUGGACUGGUUGGACCAAAGGGUCUGUUUCCAUGCUGUAUGACUCUAUGAUUCUACGUAUUUCUACUUUUACAAAAGUUACUCAAAAGUAGUGUUUUAUGCUUCUAUAUUUGAGUGAGUGGAUUAAACUGCUCAAGGGAGCCAGGGGCCAAUGGAAUGAUGGAAUAAGCUCAAGGGGCUGAAUUGCUUUGCCCUCCUGCUCUUGGGCUGAAAAAUCGACAAUUCUGGCCUCACCUCAUCUGCUUCCAGUUUCUUUCAGGUUUCCAUUAAUCAGCCUGGCUGACUGACCAAUGUGUACAGAGGUAUAUCGGGAAUGCUCUGUAAACUGUUUGACAUCAUGCGUUGCAGGGAUGCCCAGUCAUCAGUGGAAAGGGCUCAGUAUGAAACGGUGCCCAUUUUGUCCAUUUUAUCCUCCUUGUGCCACUCACCAGUCUAUCCCUUACAAGGCACUCAGUAGAUCUUUUGGGAUUAGAGAAAGACGAGGUUGACUCAGAUAUGGAGUUGAAGCCACAGUCCAAUCAGCCAUGAUCUUAUUGAGUGGCAGGGUGGGUUGGAGGGGCUGAAUGGCCUGCUUCAGUUCAUAAUUCAUAUGUUCCCAUAAACCAGUGUCUGCAACCAUGGAAACAUGGAGCUGUAGACUCAGCAUUCUGUUAGCAUUCCUGAUUACUUGCUGUACCUGCAUACUAACCUUCUGUCAUGCAUGCACAAAGACACCCAGAUCCCUCUGCAUCUCUGUAGGCUGUGGCUUAGGUUUCAGCAAUAACAUGCAUUGAUUUAGCACCUUGAGCAUUGUUGAAAUGUCCUGAAGGAUUUGCAUAUUGUCAAAUCAAAUAUUAUCAAACAAAUGUUCAAUCUGGGCCACUCAGGGUUAGGUGAUCCUAAGCUUGGUCAAAAGCGUAGGUUUUAGAGGAAUGCUUUAAGAUAGAGGUGGAGAGGUAUAGAGAGGGAAUUCCAGAUCUUUAAGGGCUUGGCAGCUGAAAAGCAUGGGAGCCAAUCAAUCGAACUGUGGCCAGAAUUGGUAGGAUAUGGAGAUUUACAUGGAUUGUGCAGCCUGAUGAGCUCACAGAGAUAGUCAGGACAAAAUGAGGGAUCUCAAAUGAAAGGUGAAAAAUUUGAACUCAAGGUAUCACUGGGCUAAAUGUGAAUUAAGGUGAGAUUGAUGCUCAAAGAGCCUUGUUGCAUUUUCAGCAGAUGCUCUGCUGAACUGUUACUUCCUAUUAUUGUAUCACAUUAAAAUGUUUCCCUCUGAUUUCAUUAUGUUUCAAUACUGUGAUUCAAACAGAAUUUUGAAAACCUGUAUUACUUUAUAAAUAGAGAACAUGGCCAGAGACUCAAUCUCAAUGGCCCAGUAGAGUAGAAUGUGUUGCUUUUUAGAGCUGAUCAAAAUGUCAAUUCAUAUAUUACAGUGAUUUAAAAUCAUAUAAAAUUUAUUUACAAAUAUAUUUUUGCACAUUUAUGCUUCAACUGUGAAUAUACCCAAGAAUUUAAUCUUUAUUGAGUUGAAAUCAGUUUUUAAGUUUCAGAGAAUUUGUGAUUAGCCAUAUGCAUCCUGAAAGUGGAGGGUGGGGGGGGGCGGCAGGGCACAGUUAUUGUAGCACAAACUGUACAAGAAGGAAAUCGGGGUGGCAGGGUGCUAGAGAUACCUUUUUGGAGGAGAGGAAGUGCCCUUUGAACCAUCCCACACCCUUGAGAUAUUAACCCCCUCCUCUGUUGCUGCGCAUCUGAUGUCCAAAUCAAAUUCCCCCCUCUACUGCCCCUGCCCUCAAUCUUCCCCCUGUCCUCUCCCCCACCCCCCCCCACUCUCCUCUCCCCCACCUCCCCACUAUCAGGUCACCACCUAGCCCACCUCCCCACUGUCCUCUCCCUCUUGCCCCAACUCCCCACUGUCCUCUCCCACACCUCCCCAUUAUCAUGUCACCACCUCCCCCACCUCCCCACUGACCACUCCCCCACUUCCUCACUAUCAUGUCACUACCCCCCCCCCCCCCCACCACUGUCCUCUCCCCACCUCCCCCUCCUCCCCACUGUCCUCUCAUCCGCCUCCGUCCCCGGAUUGCCCAAUCCCUGUUCCCCACUUGCUCCCCUCACCCUUUCAAAUCCCAGGACGGACUUUGCAGUUCUGCUGGUGCCCAUUGCUACGGAGUGACUCUGUGUGACUGACUGAUGGAGACUGAGACUUCUUCCUCCCAUCAAGGGACAGAAGUCCCACUCUCACUGCCCGUUUCCCUCUGGCAAAGGGGUUACAGCUGAGGAACGGGCUUCCUUUUUUUUAGGAGAGAGUGGGUGCAAAUGAGCACCUCACCCCCAUCAACCCCAGGGAAAUUCAGCCCCAUACAAUCCCCUCAAUAAGACUAAAUUGAUUCUUGAAAAUCAUUUGAGAGAAAAAAAAGACUGUUGUUAUUGAGGAAUUUGGAGCCAUAACAGAUUUGUGAAAUUCUUUCAUGGGUUGCAGGUACUGUUGGCUGGGCCCAGCCUUUAAUGGCCAUUCCUGAUUGCCCUUGAGAGAAGGUGGGGCAAACUGCCUUCUGCAACCACAACAGUCCACGGGAUGUGCUGUUAGGGAGGGAAUUCCAGGAAACUGCUAGAUUGAGAACAAUAUCACAGGCUCAACCCUGAAAAUGAAUUCCUAGAAAUGCUAUAUCCCAUUCUUUUCUCUGAUAUAAUUAAAGCAAGGAUUGAAUCUGGACGUGGAUUAAAAAUGAUUUCAACUCACUUAAAGAAUAAUGCUGACAUUUGUACAGAGCUGAACAGAACUCGUGAUUGUGAGUCUGAUGGUCCUGAGGUCAAGUCCCAAUCCAAAGACUUGAACACAACAUUGGUACAUCCAGGGUCAGUGUCUAGAUUAGAGUGGUGCUGGAAAAACACAGCCGGUCAGGCAGCAUCCGGGGAGCAGGAAAAUCAAUGUUUCUGACAAAUGCUGCUUUGCUUUUCCAGCACCACUCUAAUCUAGACUCUGAUUUCCAGCAUCUGCAGUCCCCACUUUCUCCCAGGGUCAGUACUGAGGGACUGCUGUUAGAUGAGCUGUCUUUAAGAUGAGACAUUUAAUCAGCUCUCCGCCCCGCCUGUGCCUCCAUUGAAUGUAAGAGAUCCUAUGGCACUACUUGAAGGAAGAUCCCAGGAGAUCUCCCUCCUUGGCCCCCAUCCCGCUAGCACAGCCGGUGUCCUGGCCAAUAUCAGUCCCUCACCCAACAUCGCCGAAAGCUGAUGAUCUGGUCACUGUUCAUGUUGCUGCUCUUGGGAUCUUACUGUGUGCAAAUUGGCUGCCCAAAUCGUGCUGCCUCUACCGGGCAGUGACUAGUCAUGAAGAGUACUUCAUUGGUUGCAAAGCACCAAGAGGCAUCCUUCGAAGAUUUCCGACAUCGGAUGGACACGAGUGAAGCACAUGCUGACAUUCUGUAGUUUGUUUCUCUGGGAAUGGGAACCAGAGGGCACAGCCACUCUAAACCCAUUACAGCUGACCCACGGUGUCUAUCACUCUCAGAGCCUGCCAUUGGCAGCCGUUGGACACAUUAUACAGACUGAAAAUGAACCUGUUUGAUUUUGUUACGGACUCAUCUGCCUUGGCCAUUGCCUCUUGGAGUGGGACUUGAGCUCCACGUGUCUGGCUCAAAGGCAGGGAAACCACCCACUGCGCUGCAACACCUUCUUCAAGGAUGUGUAAGGAGGGUUGAGACACAGGUCUUUUCUUCUUUCAGGCUUGCCCGUCAGUCUUUUGCAAAAGGUUUUAACUUCAAACUGAAAAGCAGAAAGGCUGCUUCACUUGCAGAGACAAAAGCACAUACUGACUGAUCCUCACCAGCACCAGCCUGAUUAAGGCACUAUUCUACAGCAACAAAAACGUGCAUUCCUGUAACGCCUUUAACCCAGUUAACUAUCCCAUGAUGCUUCACAGCUGUGACAUCAGCGAGUUAGAGAGUGGGGAGCCUGUGGAAUUGUCUGCCACAGAAAGCAGUUGAGGCUACAACAUUGAAUGUUCCUAAAGAUGUUAGAUAUAGAUCUUGGGGCUAUUGGCAAUGUAGAGAAAGUGGGAACAGGGGACUGAGUUGGAUGAUCAGCCAUGAUCCUAUUGUAUGGCAGAGCAGGCUGAAAGGGCCGAAUGGCCUCCUCCUGCUCCUAUUUUUGAUGUUUCUUUGCUUCUAAGCUGUGAUACUGAGCGCUAACACCAGGCAUGUGGCAGAUUUCCAGAAAUGACAACACUCUGUGAGGGAGAUCAAGUUAGGAUGGCUGGUGUAGGAUAUUGAAAUGUUCCAGUUAAUGUCUUCGUAAUUGAGAGGUAUAUCCCAUGGUAAUUGUGCAAGAUCUGGAACUGACGUUGGUACAAAACACAUUUUAAAUGGAAAACAGAUCUUUCACUCAUGAGGAACUGAUACUAACUGCAACUGGCUUGGGGAUAUAAGAAAACAUUUGGGUUCCAAUCAUUAAAAAAAAAGCUAGCAAUCAAGUCAUGGGAAUAAGCUUGAUUUUGUAAUCCUUAAGGAAAGAAAGACAACACAGUGGCUUAAUGGUUAGCACUGCUGCCUCAUAGUGCUAUGGACAUCAGUUCAAUUCCAGCCUCGGGCAACUGUCUGUGUGGAGUUUUCAUGUUCUCCAUGUGGCUGUGUGGGUUUCCUCCCACAGUCCAAAGAUGUUCAGGUCAGGUGAACUGGCUAUGCUAAAUUGCCCACAGUGUUAGGUGCAUUAGCCAGAAGGGAAUGGGUCUGGGUGGGAUACUCUUUGGAGGGACUGCGUGGACUUGUUGGGCCAAAUGGUCAGUUUCCACAUUGUAAGGAAUCUAAUCUAAAGACCUGCCUUUACAAUCUCAGGAUGCUUCAGAGUCCAUUAAUGACUUUUCAAAACACAGUCACUGUUGGAAUGUACAAAGCCCAGCAGCCAAACUGCACACAGCAAGAUCCCAUCAAUGCCUGUAAUGACCAGAUCGCUGUUGAAAUGUAGGAAGCCCCACAGUUGAUAUGCACGCAACAAGGUCUCAUAAACUGCAAUUCUGUAAUGACCAGAUCAUCAGCUGUUGCUAGAGGGAUUGAUAAUGGCCUGGACCCUGGGGAACACCCCAUUGCUUUACUCCAAAGUAAGGGCUGUGGGGAUCCACCGGGGGGAGGGCUCAGUCUAAUGUCUCACCCAGAAGACAGCACCUCCAGCACUGGGAGUGUGGACCUGGAGUUUGUGCUCAAGACGCUGGACUUGGAUUCAAACUCUCGACCUUCACCUCAUAGGCAAGAGAACUACCCUCUGUGAUCCAGAGGGAGAGAGAUAGAGAGCCUGAAGCUGUGAGGAGGGAGGGAGGGAGGGAACUCACAGUUUCACUGGUGACAGUUGUGGCUAGCCAUGUGUCCAGUCUAGUGGGCAAACAAACUGUGACUUACAAACCUAAAUGCAGACAAGAUCAAGGAACAAAACAAAAUCACCAUGUGAACAUUUCUAAAAUGUGAAAUUUAAUUCCAAUUGUAUCUUUUGUAUAAACAAUACUAUUAACUUCUUAUAUCCAACAACAUUUAUAAGGCAAUUUAAUAAAUAAGUUUUAAACAA